Messenger RNA from Owenia fusiformis, 1466 nucleotides. Lineage: Eukaryota; Metazoa; Annelida; Polychaeta; Sabellida; Oweniidae. The record is from the annotation of a GenBank genome assembly.
UAUACCUCAACAAUCCUGCCAUCAUUCUUUGUCAGGAAAACUGUAGACAAAACAGACCAGUUCACCAUGGUGUCCAGUUCUUUAUCUGUACAUGAGCUCUGUGAGCAGGAGUUCUCGAUGGAUUGGUUCAUAGAAACAGCAUUGAAAUAUAAACUAAGUGGUCGCAGUCUGUCAGAGCUCUGUGAUCACAAUACUGCAGUGGCUAAAUCACUACAGAGGCAUCAGAUAGCCCAGACCUGGCAGAUGGUGAAGUUAUUCUUUGCUGAAGUUCCCAUCACUCCAGCCCAGACACGUACUGCUUCUGUGAUGGCUAAUGCCAAUGAUGCCCAUAAAUCAAUAGAUGACAGAAGUAAAGGCUCCCUCAAUGGUUCACACUUACAAGACAACAAAACCAUAAAUGCCGUCCCUGAACAUCAAACUGGUGACACAUCAACAGGUAUAAGUGACGAAUCUGAUAUUGAUGAUUCCGAAACUGAAAAAAAUCUCACCAGUAUUGCCAGCGGAUUGACCAAUCAGCAUGGAGAUUUCUUUUUUGGGGAUGGAGAGGUUGACCAGACAACUUUUGAAGAUGAGACCCUUGCAAAUCUUGAGAGUAACAGGAUCCAUGUUGCUUCUUCACCUGUGCCAAGUUGGGAGCUAAGGGAAUGGAGUAAACUUCCAAAUGAGGCUUUCCAGCCACGUCAUGAAAUUAUUGAUCGCACAUCAUCCCCCGAUCAUCUCCAACAUACAGAAGAGCCAUCUAGUGGCAAUAAUGACUCUGAUAGCAAUACGCAACAAAUGGAAAUCCAAGAAUUUGGAAAUAACCAGAAAAUACUCCAAGCGCCACCUUUUAUUAGCACUCUUCAUUCAUGGAAGUUUGUGGACAAUGUAAAAAAGAUAUUGCAUUAUUACGCUGAACAGAGUGAUGUUCAGAUGUCUGUGUCAUUGCUGGUUGUCCUUGGCGACAAGAUCCGUGACCACAUUGAUGAACUAACGCAGGAGCAUUGGUUUAUUUCUUAUAUUGAACUGCUGUCUAGGUUCAAGCUUUACACUGUAGCCAAUGAAGUGAUCAAGCUGAGUAACCAUGCAUCAGUGAGUGUCCUCAAUCAGGAGUCAACUACAAUACAUACCAACUGCAACAAUUGCUCAAAGUCACUACUAAGGUCUGGUUGGGUCUGUGAUAGAUGUAAAAAGAUUACAAAUACAUGCAGUAUAUGUCAUCUAGUGGUGAAAGGACUGUAUGUUUGGUGCCAAGGCUGUUCACAUGGUGGGCAUAUACAACAUAUUAAGGACUGGUUCUCUCGUAGCCGUAACUGUCCUACUGGCUGCGGACACUUGUGUGAAUUCACUUGACACAUGCCAGGACACACGUAGGAUCAUUUGACACAAGUUAUGAUACUUGAUAGUAAAGAUGGCAGCUGAUACACUUGCAUUGACACAUGUGAACACUAGAUGCAAGCAUUGACACAUGUGAAAAUGGAUGCAGG